ACAUACAAAUAGCAUCCUAGAACUGCUUAUUAAUCUCAUACGCCACUGUUAUAUAAUCUGAAUUUGAAGAUUGUCUUAAACAAUGGACUUUUCUAUAUCUCAAGUUUGUUGUACUAAAUAAGUUUAAUUAUCAAGGCAUUCUACUCACAAGGUAACCGUUGAUUUUGAGCAUUGAAUUUACCAACUAUUUUCUGUUUUCAGGUGGAAAUACCUCGAAGACAAAGCUUAUUAGUAUCAUCAUUGGUGUUAUAGCACUGUUGGCUGUUGUACUGGCAGGAACUAGUUUUUACCUUGUGAAAAGAAGAAGACGUAUAGCCAAAGAGGGGGAUGAAAGUAAUCAAGAAACUCAAUUGCUUAACAUGAUAGAAGAAACACUUGCUGAAGACUUUUCGAAUGAUAAUUUUAGCUCCGAAAAGCAGGCGAGGUCCAAAGAGUUUCCAGUUGUAAAACUAGACCUCAUUCGAGCUGCUACACAAAAAUUUUCUGAAGAAAACAAGCUCGGAGAAGGUGGAUUUGGUCCAGUAUACAAGGGAAAACUAGCCAAUGGCAUAGCAAUUGCAAUCAAGAGGCUCUCUAGAACAUCUGGUCAAGGGCUGAAAGAGUUCAAGAAUGAAGUCGUCUUAAUUGCCAGAUUGCAGCACAGAAAUCUCGUGAAGCUCUUGGGUUGCUGCUUAGAGGGAAAUAAAGCAUUGCUUAUCUAUGAGUUCAUGCCCAACAAAAGCUUGGACUUCUUCCUCUUCGAUUCAAGAGAAAACGAGAUUCUGGAUUGGAGACAGCGUCUCCACAUUAUUAAGGGAAUAGCCAGGGGCAUCCUAUAUCUGCACGAGGAUUCUCGACUGAGAAUCAUUCAUAGGGACCUAAAAGCUAGCAACGUUUUACUGGACAAAGAUAUGAACCCGAAGAUAUCAGACUUUGGAAUGGCAAAGAUGUUUAGCGGAAAUCAAUGUGAAGCCAAUACAAAUAGAGUUGUUGGAACCUAUGGAUAUAUGGCCCCUGAGUAUGCAAUGGAAGGACUCUUUUCUACUAAAUCAGAUGUUUUCAGCUUUGGAAUUCUGGUCCUUGAGAUAGUAAGUGGGAGGAAAAACAAUGGCUAUGUUUCAGAAUAUGGUCAGAGCCUCUUUAAUUUUGCAUGGAAAUUGUGGUGUGAAGGGAAAGGAUUAGAGCUUAUGGACCCUGGCUUAUCGCAGUCCUGUGUGGCAGUUGAUAUAAUAAAAAGCAUCCAUAUCGGGUUGCUCUGCGUUCAACAAGAUCCAGCAGAUAGACCUACCAUGUCCUCUGCAGUUUUUAUGCUAGAAAAUGACCCUCAAACGCUUCCACAACCAUCACAACCUGCAUUUUCUAUUGGGCGAAUUGUUGUGAGAUCAGCUGAUCAGCCUCCAUCUAAUGAUCACUUGUGUUCGGUUAACGAUGUAACUUUAUCAAUUCAAUCACCCCGAUGAUAUAUAUAUUUAAAUCUUAUCCAGCUGUUGUUCUGACAAUUAUAGGGCGUCAAUUCUUCCACAAGGGGUCGUUCAGUUGGCAGAUAAGUUAAUGUAGAGAUUGUCAGACAAAAAUUACAAUAUAAGGAUUAAUAAUUCUGUAUUAUCUAGUGCA
Nicotiana tabacum (common tobacco) is the source of this 1593-nucleotide messenger RNA. Its product is annotated as cysteine-rich receptor-like protein kinase 15. Lineage: Eukaryota; Viridiplantae; Streptophyta; Magnoliopsida; Solanales; Solanaceae. The record is from RefSeq and is a predicted model, not a curated record. Gene Ontology annotation, cellular component: plasma membrane. Gene Ontology annotation, molecular function: ATP binding; protein serine/threonine kinase activity. Gene Ontology annotation, biological process: protein phosphorylation.